UCUUUUCAUUUGCCCUCCCCCCCCAUCUUUUUAUAGAGAGAGAGAGAGAGAGAGAGAGAGAGAGAGAGAGGAGAUCUAGGGUUUCUUCCACCACUUCCUCGCUCGCUCGCUAGCUGUUGAUGCGAUUCAGUUAUGAGUAUGGUCGACGACGACAUGGCUUCUCUCGAUGCCGAUUUGCUCCAGCUCCCUGAGAUGUCUACCUUCGUCCUCAAAUCGAGACCCGAUUUCACGCAGAAGCUCUUCGAUCAGUGGCUUUCGCUCCCCGAAGCUAAUCGACAGGUUGCAUCAUUGCUUCAAGAUGCAAUGUCUGGGGCUCCUUUGAAUGUUCCUGGAAGUGCAUCUGGUUCUGGUCCUGGCACCACCAAUUCUUUACCUUCCAUGUUCCCAGCUGGAAGUGCUCCUCCACUUUCACCUAGAAGCUGUGGCUCCCCGCGUACGAUGAAACAGAGGGCUCCUUCUAAUUUAGGCUCUCCUCUUAAAGUGCUCAACGAGCCGGUUAAAGAGUCCAUACCUCAGUUUUAUUUUCAAAAUGGUCCCCCACCUCCAACUGAGAUUAAAGAUCAAUGUAUGUUUAGAGUCAACCACUUUUUCUAUGGCCAUAUGGAUGGACUGCAAAUACAAGAAUUCAAAUUAGUCACCAGAGAAAUCUGCAAGCUCCCAUCAUUCUUCUCCACCUCACUUUUCAGGAAGAUCGAUGUCAAUAGUACAGGUUUUGUUACUAGAGAAGCAUUUAUUGAUUAUUGGGUAAACGGGAACAUGUUGAUAAUGGAUAUGACGACCCAAAUAUUUAAGAUACUAAAGCAGCAAAAUCAAAACUUCAUUGUCAAGGAGGAUUUUAAGCCGCUACUUAAAGAACUUUUAGCAACGCAUCCUGGACUAGAGUUUUUGCAAGGCACACCUGAAUUUCAAGAAAGAUACGCUGAAACUGUUACCUACAGAAUCUUUUACUACAUAAAUAGAUCUGGAAAUGGGCGACUUACAUUUAGGGAGCUUAAACGAGGAAAUUUAAUUGAUGCUAUGCUUCACGCUGACGAAGAAGAAGAUAUCAACAAAGUGUUGAGGUAUUUCUCGUACGAGCAUUUCUAUGUCAUAUACUGCAAGUUCUGGGAGCUGGAUUCAGAUCAUGAUUUCCUGAUUGACAAAGAAAACCUUAUGAAAUAUGGCAACCAUGCUCUAACUUACCGGAUCGUCGACAGAGUAUUCUCCCAGGUUGCUAGGAAGUUUAGUAGCAAAAUUGAAGGGAAAAUGGGGUAUGAGGAUUUUGUCUAUUUCAUACUUGCGGAAGAAGAUAAAUCGUCAGAGCCGAGCCUAGAAUACUGGUUUAAGUGCGUAGACUUGGAUGGGAAUGGGAUUAUUACGCGAAAUGAGAUGCAGUUCUUUUAUGAGGAGCAGUUGCAUCGAAUGGAGUGUAUGGCGCAAGAGGCUGUUCUUUUUGAGGAUAUCUUAUGCCAGAUAAUUGAUAUGAUCGGACCAGAGGAGGAAAGCUAUAUAACCCUGAGUGACCUGAAAGGCUCCAAACUCUCUGGAAACGUCUUCAACAUCCUUUUUAAUCUUAAUAAGUUUAUGGCAUUUGAAACACGGGAUCCGUUCCUCAUUCGCCAGGAACGUGAAAACCCUACAUUGACAGAGUGGGAUCGUUUUGCACAUAGAGAGUACAUAAGGCUUUCAAUGGAAGAAGAUGUUGAAGAUGCUUCCAAUGGAAGUGCUGAGGUUUGGGAUGAGUCAUUGGAGGCUCCCUUCUGAGUUCGUAAAGUUGAGAAAAGAUGUUGGGAACUUGCUGUAGUGAAACGAAAGAAAGAGAAAGAAGAGUAUUUAUAUAUCUGCUUCGCAAUUGGGAAUGCAGGUUUGAAAUCGGGAAACUGGUGUUUUCCUUUUCAGUUAGCUGUUGUUAUAUAUAGACAAGUUUUUUCCAUUUUAUUUAUUAUUAUUACAAACAGCAAGCGAUGCAGACUGCAUGUUUUACAGAGUUUCUAGUUUCUAUGGUACUUUUCCAUUCAGGAAUGUUAAUGUUCUUUUAAUCAAUUGGUUGGUGUUUUAUUUUUUC
Molecule: messenger RNA, 2044 nt
Organism: Raphanus sativus (radish)
Lineage: Eukaryota; Viridiplantae; Streptophyta; Magnoliopsida; Brassicales; Brassicaceae
Product: serine/threonine protein phosphatase 2A regulatory subunit B''beta
Exons: 13
Coding region: 133-1743 (536 amino acids)
Biological process (GO): protein dephosphorylation
Cellular component (GO): protein phosphatase type 2A complex
Molecular function (GO): calcium ion binding; protein phosphatase regulator activity
Source: RefSeq, a predicted model, not a curated record